UUGCUAUGCGCCAUUUGCAGAAUAGUUGGGAAUCCCUUCCCUUCCCUGUUGGUCGCUUGAGAAUCUAAGCGAGGAAUAACUCGCCGCGGGGGGAUCAGAACACGAAGACGCCUGCUCAAGCGGAAUAGCCCCGAGUUCAACUUCUCCUCCACAGUUGUCGGAGAUCAGCACGGGCCGUCAUAUACUCCAAGGCUGCAUCCAGUCCAACAAGAUUAGGUGACACGAGAGCCUGAUUCCUGUCAUUCUCAUGAUAUCGAGUAUGGAUAUAUGUAAUACUGCAGCUGCCCGCUGUCGAUGGGAGGGAUGUUCAGAUCAGCCUCCCCGCUCCAUCCCAAGUGGGACGAGAGAUCCUCCGUGUCAACUUGUCCCGACAGAGGACACGCGGACGAUUUGAUGUUGAUGACUUCCGUUUCAGGGUCCCCGUCUUCGGGCCUCGACCGCAUUCUUAUCGAGCAGAGACGCGAUGGAUGGCGGCUCAGGCCAUGUCGGGGCACUGUGCGCUUCCGCGCAUUCGAGGCGAGAAUGGUGUUGUUGUUGCGUUUGACGAUUGCAGGGCGCGUGAAACUUCAAGAACAAGAUCCAGCCCUGUCCACUCACGACGCAUUCAUUAGCUGUACUCAGUCGCAGGGUGUGUCGUAUGCGAAGCUCCAAUCAUCAAGAAGAACCUCUCGCGCAUGCUGCGAAUGGGCCCGCUCCAUACCGUUGACCAUAGAGGACAUGGUCUGUAGCCGAGAUCACGAUCAUCUUGUGCUCGGGGUCCUGGCACUCCGUGACUCUGUGGCUCAUAAAGGCUUACUAGAACAGUCCGUAAUGACUUAUACACAGGUAGUCAGUUCUUGCUGUCGGCCUUGACGCGCUCCUGAUCGGCGGCAACAGGGGCGCCGUGCGUCGGGAUUUGUUUCCCCAGUGAAUCUUGUAGUGCUUUAGUUUCCUUUAUGAAUACUUAAUAGCAGAGACUUGAGUCUCC
Molecule: messenger RNA, 967 nt
Organism: Mycena citricolor
Lineage: Eukaryota; Fungi; Basidiomycota; Agaricomycetes; Agaricales; Mycenaceae
Source: the annotation of a GenBank genome assembly